This is a messenger RNA of Phyllostomus discolor (pale spear-nosed bat), 775 nucleotides long. Its product is annotated as nucleoside diphosphate kinase B. The coding region runs from base 171 to 629 and encodes 152 amino acids. Gene Ontology annotation, biological process: GTP biosynthetic process; CTP biosynthetic process; regulation of apoptotic process. Gene Ontology annotation, molecular function: nucleoside diphosphate kinase activity. The record is from RefSeq and is a predicted model, not a curated record. Lineage: Eukaryota; Metazoa; Chordata; Mammalia; Chiroptera; Phyllostomidae. The transcript is spliced from 5 exons.
GAGGCCUCCCGCAGCGUCCGGUCGCCGGGUUGGGUGGCGGGGCCCUCAGGGGUGUGGCCGCCAAGCGCCCCUCCUUCGCGGGCGACUCUCAGCUCCGGUGGUCCGUACCCGUCUCCGCUCCGGCUCAGCAGCACAGCGCAGCUGCCGCCCGCCCGCCCGCUUCUCGGACCAUGGCCAACACGGAGCGCACCUUCAUCGCCAUCAAGCCAGACGGCGUGCAGCGCGGCCUGGUGGGCGAAAUCAUCAAGCGCUUCGAGCAGAAGGGGUUCCGCCUCGUGGCCAUGAAGUUCCUAAGGGCCUCCAAUGAACUGCUGAAGGAGCACUACAUUGACCUGAAAGACCGCCCGUUCUACCCCGGGCUGGUGAAGUACAUGAACUCAGGGCCUGUGGUGGCCAUGGUCUGGGAGGGGCUGAACGUGGUGAAGACAGGGAGGAUGAUGCUCGGGGAGACCAAUCCAGCAGAUUCUAAGCCAGGCACCAUUCGAGGGGACUUCUGCAUUCAAGUUGGCAGGAACAUCAUUCACGGCAGUGAUUCAGUAAAAAGUGCCGAGAGAGAAAUCAGCCUGUGGUUUAAGCCUGACGAACUGGUCGACUACAAGCCUUGUGCUUUUGACUGGAUCUAUGAAUAAAGGGGUGGACAAAGUGUCAGUCCCUUUGGGCUCCACUUGGAUGUGUUUCCCUGGACACAGCUAUCCAUUCCACUGACUUGGAAGCCAUAGGAUCGAUUUUUGUUUUCUAAAGUAUACUUACCAAUAAAGCCUUUUGGAAAAGUGGG